ACAAUUCACAUGAGCUCAAGACACGUGCACCAAAACCGUCGCUUAGAUCUUAAUACAACGCCGUAUCUGAGUGGCUAAAAGGGUAUAAGAAAUUAUGCCGAGCGCCCACGAGACCUUCAAGGCUCUCGGCUCUAUCAAUUGGGACGACGUUCCUCAGGAUCAGCUUGAUACUUUCCUCAAAGACGCAUUCACCAAUGCACAAUGCAUAAUCGAUUCGAUCCCGGUAUCCUCCUCGUCCCUGCAACAUAUGGGCUUGCCGCGGUCGGCCACCGACACGAAUCUUUCUUCAUUACCCAACAGAGACUCCAAUUUAUCAGACCAUGCGGCGCAACUAAGAAAGGAAUGGAAAGAAUGCAAAGUCAACCCACGUGAAAAUCCACUGGGAUUGGAUGUUUAUAAAUUAGCUGCUAAGGACGGAAAAGGUGCUUGGUUUGCUAGACGCAGCGUCCACGAUGGCUUCACCUUUGAAAAAUGGAGAUUGGGAUUGGAGAAGGAGUUUGACGAGAGCUUAAAAGUAGAAGGAGGACCUGGCGCGGGGAGCAUCAGAGGGAUUGGUGCUGAUAGAAAGGUCGUCAACCAAACCGUUGAAGGCAUCGGCAAGAUGCGUGUUUAUCAACUAUCAGCUCAAUUCCCUGGACCGACCUCACCUCGAGACUUUAUAGGUCUCCUGCUGAGCUCCGACUCGGUCACUGAUGCUCCCGGUACGCCCAGACACUUUAUGCUGGUCUCGAAACCGUGCGUUCACCCAGAAUGUCCACCACGACAGGGCUACAUUCGAGGCCAGUACGAGUCUGUCGAGUUUAUCCGUGAAAUUCGAGUGGAAAAGCCUUUACGGAAAACCCGAUCAUCAAUAGACCUACCUAAUGACGAGGUUGCGGCGUCGAUGCGGAAAACUACCGAAAACCUUAGCAGAGAAGCCACUGUCCGUUCAGCCCGCCAAGCAGCCGACUCUGCCAACAGCGAGGGUGGAAGGAAACGAGGUAGGACUAUUGGGAGUGCCGACGUUGGAGACGAUCGAGAGGAAGACGACAACUACGAGACCAUGAUCGAAUGGUUGAUGGUUACUCGAAGUGACCCGGGUGGUAGUGUUCCGCGAUUCAUGAUCGAAAGGGGGACGCCACCAGGCAUUGCCGGCGAUGCCAACAAACUAGUUAAAUGGAUCUCGUCGAAGUCUAUUGACGACCUCGCCGAAUCUGAAUCCGAAUCCGACAAUGAAGACGCGAAACCUGAACGUGAGGUAUCUAACGCCGAGCGAGUAGAUUCCGACAAAACGGUCACAGCGAAUUCUACGUCGAAUGCCACUCACCACUCAAAGGCCCCGCAACAAUCAGCUACUAAACAGACAGAAGAGAUUGAGGAACAGCCUGGCUCUGUGGGCGUGUAUGGCAUGAUAGCAAAUGCCUUGAAUGCUGCAGCUUCCGUAGCAGCCUCACACAUCCCUCAUCCCUUCGGUCCGGUUAACGGCGAAGAUGCAGACACGUCGGACCUCACAUCGGAAAACCGGGACGACGACGAAUCGUCUAUCCACAGCUUCCAUAGUCUAGAGGGCGAGGGAAUAGACGAAAAUGAUAAUGCAUCACAAAAGCCGGGAGAAAGUUCAACCCAGCUUACACCUUCGGUCACUAAUGGUGGCGCGGAAUCUAUAGUCUCAAGCGAAUCGCUUACAGCCCACUCAACAGCGCCGUCACAUCACGAGAAAGAACUUAAAAAACUUGAGGAGCGAAAGCGAAAGACGGAAGAGAAGCUGCGGCGGGCUCAAGAGCGGGCGCUCGCUAAGCGAGGCAAUGAAGACACGGAAUCCCAGCGUGAAGAAGCCGCGAUGCAAAAGCUGCGCGAAAAGCACGAGCGCGAGAUAGCAAAGCAGCAAGAAAAGUACCAGCGGGAACUAACAAAGCUAGAAGCGAAGCGCGCUAGCGAGCAGAAGAAGGCCGAGGAACGCCGGCGUAAGGCUCUCGAGCGCGAGGAAAAGACCACACUGGCUAUGGAGCUAAAUAAGGUGCGGGCCGAGCGCGAUAUCGCGCACAAGCAGAUGGAGAUCUUAAAGGAACAGAUUGGCGAGCUGCAAGCCCAGAACACGAAGCUGGUCGCGCGCCUCGGCCGCGAGGGUAUUACCGUGGAUGAUAGCGACGGCUCGAGUUCCCUUGGCGGAAUCAAAAGGUCCAUGACGGAUCAGACGUCGGAUCGAGAUUCCAGGAGCGCAAGUAUAGGGCGUUCGUAGACCGGACGGAAUAUUACCUGCGCGAGCUGUCUCUGUAUUUCGGGCGAGGAGAGUUGCGUUGUUCACAAGAGCUGAUUGAGCUGUGCAUGGCAUAACAUAUCUGUUGCUGCGGAGGAGGACGGAAUUUGCAUAUACUACCUAACCUACGUACAACACAGACGGAAGAAAACCACACAUAAUACCAACAAGUUCAAGUUUAAAUAUCGGCGCGAGAGGCACAUUAGUGGUAAAGAUGGCGAUCGAGUUAUUUGUAAUCCUUGGGCGGGCUACCUUGGUUACUGUUACUACCAGCCUGCUUGGGGAUCUUACGACAUAAGACGAGUUCACGAGUACAUGAGGGAGUCGUUCGGGCGUUUUGUAUCGCAUCAUAGUGUGUUCUAUGUUUAGAGUAGCAAAUAGCAAGCAGGCAAGGCGAAUAAAUAGUA
Daldinia vernicosa is the source of this 2643-nucleotide messenger RNA. RefSeq lists its product as uncharacterized. The record is from RefSeq and is a predicted model, not a curated record. The coding region runs from base 95 to 2218 and encodes 707 amino acids. NCBI's taxonomy places the organism in Eukaryota, Fungi, Ascomycota, Sordariomycetes, Xylariales, Hypoxylaceae. The transcript has 2 exons.